AAUAAUAAUAAUCAUAAUCAUUAGAAGAAAGAAGAAAGCAAUGCAAUUUUGCAAAAGCAUGAAACAGCUCCACCAAAUUCACGCCCACACCAUCGCCACCGGCCUCCUCUUUCUCCAUCCAACUAGUCCCAUUUUAAGUAACAUCCUCCACACCUUCACCAUUAUUCUCAACCCCAAGUCCAACAACAACUCUAUAAGCUUAUUGAGUUAUGCACUCUCAAUCUUUUAUUCCAUUCCAAACCCAUCUACCUUCUGCUACAACAACAUCAUUAGAGCUCACACCCUCCUCUCUUCCCCUCUCUCAGCUCUGCUCCUCUUUGCUCGCAUGCGUCGCUUCUCUAUACCUCCUGACUUUCACACCUUCCCAUUUACUCUCAAGGCUUGCGUUCAACUUCAUGCCUUUCCCACUGCCAAAACCCUUCACUCCCAAGCUUUCAAGUUUGGCUUCGCUGCCAAUUUGUUUGUCCUGAAUUCCCUCAUUCACGUUUACUCAGUAUCCGACCGCAUUGAUGAUGCAUACCGGGUGUUCAAUGAGAGCUCUUACAGGGACGUUGUUUCUUACAAUGCAAUGAUUGAUGGCUUUGUCAAGGCUGGUGAAAUUUCACAAGCACAUCGGCUGUUUGACGAAAUGCCUGUAAGAGAUACCGUGUCAUGGGGCACCAUUAUAACUGGGUGUGCCCAGAUGAACCGAUGCAAAGAGGCCAUUGAUCUCUUCAACCACAUGCUGGCUUUAGAUUUCAAGCCUGAUAAUAUUGCAUUGGUUUCUGCUCUUUCUGCUUGUGCUCAGUUGGGGGAAUUGGAACAUGGCAAGACCAUUCAUAGCUACAUCAAACAAAAUAGGAUUCCUAUAGAUUCCUUCUUGUCCACUGGGUUGGUGGAUUUGUAUGCUAAGUGUGGCUGUAUGGAAACUGCCGGGGAGAUUUUUGAGUCUAGCCCGUAUAAGAAUUUGUUUACAUGGAAUGCCAUGCUUGUUGGGCUUGCAAUGCAUGGGCACGGCCAGCUAUUGUUGCACUACUUCUCUGGAAUGAUAGAAGCUGGAGUUAAACCGGACGGUGUGAGCUUCUUAGGAGUCUUGGUUGGGUGUAGCCAUGCAGGUCUAGUCCAUGAAGCCCAGAAGCUUUUUAAUGAGAUGGAAUCUGUCUAUGGGGUCCCUCGAGAACUCAAACACUAUGGGUGCAUGGCUGAUUUGCUCGGACGCUCUGGUUUUAUUGGGGAAGCAAUGGAAAUGAUAAAGAGUAUGCCAAUGGCGGGUGAUGUGUUUGUGUGGGGUGGGUUGCUGGGAGGAUGUAGGAUCUAUGGAGAUGUUGAGAUUGCAAAGAAAGCAGCUGAGCAUGUGAUGGAAUUGAAGCCUGAAGAUGGCGGGGUAUAUUCAGUCAUGGCUAACGUUUAUGCCAAUGCAGAGCUAUGGGAUGAUGUGGUUCAGAUUAGGAGGUCAAUGAGUGCUAAGAGGGUCAAGAAGAACGCUGGUUGUAGCUUUAUUAAGUUGAAUGGAAAUACCCAUGAAUUCAUUGCAGGGGAUAGCUUGCAUCCUCAGAGUAAUGUGAUAUAUUCUGUCUUAGAUGGAAUUGGAAAACAUCAGUUUGAAGUAUGUUAGCAUGUCACAUAGUGUGUGUGUACAACAUUUAUUGAUAAGGAAGGCACCAGCGGAUUCAAUUUGAUAUGCUAUCUUCUAGCCAAACCGACAUCCGUUUGGUAUGCUAGCCUCAAGCCAAACCAACAUGGAAAAUGCAAUUACUGGACAUUCAGCUGUGGGGCUUUUCCUUCCCUGGUGUACAAAUAGGCAAUGGGUACUAUUCUUUAGGUAGUCAGCUACUGUAAGUUAAGUUUUCCAAUUAAAUUCAGUAAUCCUAUAGAUAUUCCUGCUGGGUAUGAGGAGAGGUGGUUUCUUAAUGUCCAUGCAAUUGAUACUUGGGGAGUGGAAGAUAAGUUGGGAUGCACUGAAUGCAGGUGUGAUCUAUUUAAUGUGUCAUGGGAUGAAUAUGGCUGGCCCUUGAGGCUAGACUAUAUAAUAGGAGGUUUAUUAUGUUGCUAUGAUCAUACACAAUGCAGAGUGAGAGAAGUCUCUGAGGGUGACAGAGAAACCUUUACCUGAGAUAUAUGGUGAAGUGGAUUGAUUGGGAUGAAUUUAUUGUGCCCAUCAAGAUUUAUAUAUUUGAUGUCACUGAUACUUGGAAAAGGUUGGACAAUUCAACAGGACAAAAUUCAGAACACAAAUGCCACGUUGAGUAUGAAGUUGAGUAUUGUAGUGCAUCUGGUAUGGCUGAUAAUGGGUGUACUGACAUCAAAAGGACCAGCGUCAGUCUGCCAACUGGUGGCUAUGUCAUCUACAGUAUGGCCCAUCAACAUUCGGGGGUAUUGGUUCCACUUUUUAUGGAGAGGAUGGGCAGGUUUUAUAUUCUUCAUUACCAACUUAUGGACAAAGGAAGGAAGCAGGAAAUGAGGCUGGUUAUAUCGUAGGAAUGUCCACUUGUUAUCCUCAACCAGGCUCUGUCAAGAUAAAUGAUAUGAGACUGAUUCUGGAAUCUAAUUACAGUAAUGCCCAAAGGCACACAAGAGUCAUGGGGCUCUUCUACAUUUUGGUUGCAGACUAAUUGCCAAAGCCCAUGAUUUCCCUAUGCGUGCCAAUUGCAAAGCUAGUUAAUCAGGGUUGGGAGUAGUAGCAGCUGUUGCUGCCAGAGUUUGCCAACUUGUGAAUGAGACAAAAUAUGAUUACCAGUAACUUGUGAUAUUGUUCCAUGAGAACUUUAUAUGCCUAUCCCCCAACUAAGAAAAAGGGAGAAUACUACCUGUGUAAUGUAUGUAGAAUCCACCACCUUUUAGAUAUAUAAACAUAAAUUUAAAAAUAAGUAAUGUAACCUUUGAAGCAGCGGUAUCAAGUUCUUGUU
Quercus robur (English oak) is the source of this 2885-nucleotide messenger RNA. RefSeq names its product pentatricopeptide repeat-containing protein At5g61800. Gene Ontology annotation, molecular function: protein binding; RNA binding. The coding region runs from base 41 to 1594 and encodes 517 amino acids. Gene Ontology annotation, biological process: RNA modification. The record is from RefSeq and is a predicted model, not a curated record. NCBI's taxonomy places the organism in Eukaryota, Viridiplantae, Streptophyta, Magnoliopsida, Fagales, Fagaceae. The transcript has 4 exons.